GCAUCCCCUCUAGAUAUACAUACAUAUCCCCCUCCUCCUCUAUCCCUCUCUCGACUUAAUGCCAGUACGAGCGCGCGCUUUCGAACGACGCGUCGUGUCGGCCGCGAGGGACGAUCAGUCUGUUCUCCACGUUCUCCACGCAAGGACGAUCGCCGCCGGCAAUCCGUCCCUCUAAUCUGUGACACGAACUUUGACCCGCGCUCCCGCUCGCCUUCCUCGCGAUCGUCUCUUAUCGCUUCGUUUGCCCGAUGACGUACGCUCGUCAUGUUCCUCGAUCGACGUCCGACCGAACUCUUCAGUAGCGAUUACGUUUUCAUCGCGUGAAGGCGCGUAUCACUCGUUUGCUUCAUCUCCCUUCUACCUUCUGUGACCGCGCGUAUCUACGCCGAUUUUACCGUUUUUCAUCGCGUCUCGUCUCACGUGUCUUCUCCGGUUUGCUCGUGCUUCGUUGUGCAUCUGCGACAAAGGGUAGUUCUUCCUUCGCUUUUGGUCUUCACGUUAUUUCCAUAGAUCCUUUUUGUUUUGUUUUUUUUUUUCUCCUCCUUUUUUGGUCGGCUGAACGAGGCGAGGGCAAGGACGACGUAUCGAUCGCAUCCAUCGAGCGUGACUGAGUUCGGACAUGUGAUCGGUGGCAUCCCACUCGAGAAAAUUUCUCCCGCGUUUCGAGUGGUGGUCUCGAGUCGUCGGCGGAGGACGAGGACGUCGAAAGGUGGAAACGAGAAGAGGGUGAAAGAGAAGUAGUGGCAAAUGCGUUGGUGUAGGCGGUAGUACGACUGGUCUUUUAUGGCCUAGCUGGGUACAUAGAGGGAAGAAGGCACUCGUGUCGUUUGGACCCCGAUAUCGACGAUAUCGAGAUGAGAUUGCUGCCGUUGCUUUCCAUCCUCUGUUUGGCGAGUCGAUGCGCCGAUUGCCGGGCGGUCGACGCCGAUCCCGGGGAGAACGAGAACACCGUCGGAAGGCACAGGCAUAAAUUCACCGUGGAAGAGCUGUUGAAUACCAAGUUCCCUCGUGGCAUCAGCGACGACGUCGAUGUGGACAUCUGUAAGGCGGGUGGGUUUCUGGGCGAUAUCGCGCUGCCGAAUAUCAAAUACGAGACCGAAUGGCGACAGCAAAAACUCAACAAGAGUUACUUGGAAGAGCUGGAGAAGUAUCGGGACGAGGUGCUGAAAGAGGGUCUUCAAGUCGAAGAAGAGGGUCUUACAGAGAUCCUUCAAUUUAAAAAUGAGCACGACGCUAACGAGGCGCAUCAGGAGAACGAGGAGAUCGUGGCUUCUCAAGAGAAAUCCGAACCAAUUAUGGUGGACCGGAAUCAAUACAGCAUGGACGGCGAGUUCGAGGGUGGAUUCAGUUUUAACGCGAGGAACGAAGAUGCUAGGCCUGGGGUGAGGGACGAAGGCGUUGAAUUCAGGCUAGAAUCAACCACCCCACCAACCAAGAAAAGACAUUCCGCUCGAAAACAAGGGCGUGAAGCCUCGCAAACGGCGUCGAACGUGAACGCUACAAAAUCGAUGGAAGCAUUUUUGAGAACGUCUCAAGAGUUGAACGCGUUUCCCACGACUACUGAGAACGUGAACCAAAUAAAAACCACGAACGUGGAAAACGUCGAGGAAGUGUUCACCAUUCAACCGGAAAGCAGCACACGGAACGCAUCGAAACGGCGUCAUCGUCGUCAUCACCGUAGAAGAGCAACGAAAAGGAGGCAUCGUGGUCGCAAGGUUCCCCUAGUCAGACGAGAUUUCGAUGACUCUUCAGACGAGGUAGUGUCGUUGCACGAUCGACAGCUACGUUCGAUAGAAUUCUACGACAUGGAGCAUAAACCAAAGUAUUCGGCAAACAAACGUGGUACCACGAGACAUAGAUUUUCCAGCAGGACCCGAAGAGCCGCGACAGCACGCAAGGAACGUGUAUGGGAUCACGGAGUGAUCCCGUACGAGAUCGAUGGAAAUUUUUCCGGUGCUCACAAAGCUCUGUUCAAGCAAGCCAUGAGGCAUUGGGAGAAUUUCACAUGCGUUAAAUUCGUCGAAAGGCUUCCUCAAGAGCAUCCUAAUUACAUACUGUUCACGGAAAGGCCGUGCGGAUGCUGCUCGUUCGUCGGGAAACGAGGAAACGGCCCGCAGGCGAUAAGUAUCGGGAAGAAUUGCGACAAGUUCGGAAUAGUGGUUCACGAGUUGGGCCACGUGGUUGGCUUUUGGCACGAGCACACGAGACCCGAUCGCGAUCGUCAUGUACAGAUUAUCCGUGACAAUAUCAUGUCUGGUCAGGAGUACAACUUCAAUAAACUGACAGAGGAGGAAGUGAAUUCACUUGGUUUGCCGUACGAUUACGAUUCCAUUAUGCAUUACGCGAAGAACACGUUUUCGAGAGGGACGUACCUAGACACGAUUUUACCAAUGGAAAUUCAUGGCAAGAAGCGGCCUGAGAUUGGUCAGAGACUUCGACUCAGCGAGGGGGAUAUCGCUCAGACGAACCUUCUUUACAGAUGCUACAAAUGUGGCAGGACGUUUCAAGAAAACAGUGGGAGUUUCGGAUCACCGAUCUUGGAUCAUCCGAACAGGUCACCGCCAGUGGAGGGCGAACGAUGCGAAUGGAGAAUCACGGCGACCCACGGCGAACGAAUAGUGUUGAACAUCACGUCGCUCGAUAUAUUUAAGAGCAAUUUUUGUCGCAGCGACUAUUUGGAGAUCAGAGACGGAUACUGGUUCAAAAGCAACGUGCUGGGUCGAUACUGCGGAAGCGGAAAGAUCCACGAACCGGUGGUCUCGACCGGAAGUCGAAUGCUGGUUACAUAUGUGACGUCGAGCCAUCAGACAGGACAUCGUGGGUUUACUGCGAGCUACGAGGCUGUGUGUGGCGGUGAAAUCGAGGUGGAAGACACAGGCCAUUUGGAAUCGCCUAACUAUCCGGAGGGCUAUCAGUCGAGCAAGGAGUGCGUCUGGAAGUUGUCCGUGCCGCAGAACUUCCAAGUGGCGCUAAAGUUUCAAUCGUUCGAGAUCGAAAACCACGACAACUGCGUGUACGACUAUGUGGAGGUGCGGGACGGUCAUAACGCGGACUCGCCAUUGAUCGGGGUUUACUGCGGUUACAAAAUACCGCCGGACAUUAAGUCCACCGGUAACAAACUUCUGGUGAAGUUCGUUAGCGACGGGUCCGUACAGAAGGCUGGGUUCUCGGCCACGUUCAUGAAAGAAUUCGACGAGUGUGUUUUGAUCGAGCACGGCUGCGAACACAAUUGCAUCAAUACUUUGGGUGGAUUCGAAUGUUCCUGUAAACCUGGCUACGAAUUACAUUCCGAUGGAAAACACUGUGAAGAUGCCUGUGGCGGAGUAUUCGAGGAUAGUAACGGAACUAUCACGAGCCCCUCGUUUCCGGUAACUUACCCGGGAAACAAGGAUUGUGUCUGGGAAAUCAUAGCUCCGCCUCAAUAUCGUAUCACGCUGAAUUUCACGCACUUCGAUCUAGAAGGCAAUAAUGCUCGACAACAGGACUGCGAAUACGAUUCUGUGGAAGUAAGCAGCAAGCUCGGAGACGAUCUUUUGAGAAAACAUGGUAUUUUUUGCGGUUCGAGGCUACCAUCGUUGAUUACCUCGGAGGGAAACUCUUUAAGAGUGACAUUCACGUCUGAUAAUAGUAUUCAAAAAACUGGUUUCGCCGCCGUCUUCUUCACGGACAUGGACGAAUGCUCGAACAACAACGGUGGUUGUCAACACGAGUGCAGGAACACGAUAGGAUCUUAUCAAUGUUCGUGUCACAACGGUUUUACGCUUCAUGAAAAUGGCCAUGACUGCAAGGAGGGCGGUUGCAAGUAUGAAAUUGUCGCACCCAUGGGUACUAUAACAUCGCCAAACUAUCCAGACUAUUAUCCCGGCCUUAAGGAUUGCGUCUGGCACUUUGUUACCAAACCAGGACAUCGUAUUAAAUUAGUUUUCAAAGUUUUCGAGAUGGAAUCCCAUCAAGAAUGCAAUUACGAUCAUAUCGCUAUUUACGACGGCGAUUCACCGGAUAGUCACGUUCUGGGCAAAUUUUGCGGUACCAAAGAGCCGCAUCCAAUCCUCGCAACUGGCAAUCAAAUGUAUAUGGUAUUUAAGAGCGAUGCUUCCGUCCAAAGGAAAGGUUUCCUUGCGACUCACAGUACAGCUUGCGGUGGCCACUUGAUUGCCACGACUGAAGUAAAGCAUUUGUACUCUCAUGCGAAGUACGGCACCCACAAUUACGACCACAGGACCGAUUGCGAUUGGGCGAUCGAGGCACCGCCUGGCAAAAACGUACAUCUCACGUUUGUCACGUUCCAAUUGGAAUCAGAGAGCGACUGCAAUUACGAUUUCGUCGAAGUUUAUUCCGGUUUAGAUACGUCUGGUCUUCUGUAUGGACGAUAUUGUGGAAAUAGCAAUACCACGGACUUCAUAUCGAUAAACGAGGCAUUGCUGGUAAGGUUCAGAACGGACGACACGAUAUCGAACAAAGGUUUUAUGGCGCUAUUCGUUGCGGUUGACCGUCAAGACAGUGGAGAAAAUUACGGAGGUUCGGAGGACGAAGAUGCGGACGAGGAGAAUCUCUGAUCCGUGACAGGCCUCGCCAAUCGAAUGGGCUACGGAUUCCACAUUGGUUCACUCUUGCAGAAUAACGAACAAGGUGAAGGCGAGUAAUGUCUAAUUACUCGUGCGUAAACGUUUCAAACGUUUCGAUGGAGUCCACGUAGUCCUUGUCAAACGUGAAUCUUGCUCGAUCGUCGAGGCCGUGAAUCUUAUUCUUCUGACGAAUUAUACGUUCGAAGGAGGCGAAUCGAUCGAAUAUCGACCGACAGUAUCGAUCUUUUUGGACUUGAAGAUUUGUAUUUAACGAUUAACGGGUGAACGAAGAAAACAUUGCCCAGAGUUAAUCCCAAGUGUCUCGCAUCAAGGAUAAUUUAUUCCGUCAGCGAUGGCGUUAGUUAACGGCUUAACCAUUUGGAGUAGCGAUGUAACGACCCUGAAAUUCGGCCUAGGGUCAAGGCCAAUCGUGCCAUUGUAUGUUUAGGUAGAGCGCAUUAUACUGUUAACUACUAUGAAUCGUCAAACCCAGUGAGAAACAGCAGGUUCAAGAAGCAAGGCGAAACAACACACGAUUCAGUGUUGCCAAAGUGAUUUUCUAAUAUUUAAUCGAACAGUAUCUUUAUCGGUGUUCGGAAUUAUUCUAAGUAAUCGAUAUGAAUACAAUAAGAAGGCAUAAAGGAAAAGUCUACGAGAGGAACAAACGUAAUGCGGAAUUAUUAUGGUCGACGUUGUUCUUUCAAGCACUGCCCUAUACCAAACGAUUCGAUCACGUUGAAAGAUCACUUUUUUCUCGACUAUGUACAAUUCUUUCGAAUUUUCUUCUUUCCAUUUUCACUAUUUCCCUAUUUUUAAAUAAAAACGUACUUUUCGAAGCGUUUUGUUCAAAUGUACGCGGAUAAACGGUUCUAAUGUCGCUACGCAAGAAUAUCGAACGAAACCGAGCGUGUUUCGAGUCGAACGAAAGGAAGAAAAUAUGACGAGAAGUUUUUCGCUCGAAUCUGUUCGAUGGAAACCUUCCAUACAACUCGUGCAAAUACUUGGAAUAAUCUAGAUAUAAAUUUAGACAUAGCGCUGAUCAAUCUUGAAAAAUCAGCGAUAGAAAUUUUACGGCGAACCUCGAGCGGCCGGUUUCGAUUGAAACUGAUCAACGUUUUCGCGAGGAUUUCGCCCAGCGUUUAUUGUACAUAGAUAAAAGUUUAGAUGUAGACGUCGUGCCGUUUUAUAUCGUAGUCAUAGGAUCGACGACAAAAAAUAAAAUGUCUCGCUAUCGUGUGAAUUGAUAGAUUUCUGACGGUUCUCAGGCUCUGUACUUUCGUCUGCGUUUCAUAACGAGAUAUUUAAAAAUAAUUGUAACAAUGCACGCAGUAAUUUGUUGCGGAAUGAAAUUAUUCCGACGAUACCAAUCGACAGAUCUAUAGACGUACGUUAAAUUAAUGAACUAGACAAUAGUAUCUCAUACAAAUGUCAUUGGUACUCCAAGAAAGUACAGCUAGAACAACUAGAUAUCUUUAAUGAUUUUGUCGUAGAUAUCGAUACUGGAGUUGCGAUACGAGUAUUGAACACUUCAUAUUAAACUUACAGCUAAAUGGCGAGAAAACGUAUUUUAAGAUCGGGCACGUAUCCUAUCGAACUCAUCGAAGUACUCGUGUUUUUGACAGAACGAAACGUUAUCCUUUGUACACUGUGUAUCGUUUAAGGAGAAUGAUAUUGUGCAAAAGAUUAAUUCUGUAAUUGCCAAAAAAAAAAAAAGAAAAACGUUGUUCGAGUAACGAUAUUCUGAAAUUUCCAAACUUUUGGUCAUUUUUCUACAUGAUUCACUGCCCGGUGUACAAUUUUCACGAUGGUGCACAGAGAUUUAAAGGAAAAAAGACGAUAUAUUUUUACUUUGAUAUUAUUUUUUAAAUGUAUCGUACGAUGAAUAUGGCUUACGUUAUUUCGAGCAAUAUCUUGUACGUGAAUGCAAGCAACAAGAUAUACGACAAACCUUGAAUUUCUUUUGCAAGUGUACAUGAUGUACGAGCGAGUACGCGCAUAAUGUUGAUCUUUCAAAAAAAGAAAGAAAAAAAAAUUCAUAUGCCUAAAAACACACAGUAUAGAUAAUAAUACCUUUAUCUAUUAUCUGACGAUAAGAGCAAUAUUAAGCGCCGCGUCAAGUUCCUUUUUGUAAAUUAUAUGUGAUUUAUUUGUUCUCAGAAAUACACGUUAUAGGCACUCUAUAUAUUACUAAGCAAGUAUAUACAACUAA
Messenger RNA from Bombus pyrosoma, 6774 nucleotides. It is a transcript of the gene tok, whose product is annotated as bone morphogenetic protein 1-like. The record is from RefSeq and is a predicted model, not a curated record. Gene Ontology annotation, molecular function: calcium ion binding; metalloendopeptidase activity; zinc ion binding. Gene Ontology annotation, biological process: proteolysis. The transcript is spliced from 15 exons. Lineage: Eukaryota; Metazoa; Arthropoda; Insecta; Hymenoptera; Apidae. The coding region runs from base 855 to 4556 and encodes 1233 amino acids.